CAGACAAAGCGAGAAGACACUGUAAGUACCUGGAAUGAUACAUACUGGAGGGGGCGGCAUGCGGCCUUGGCCGCCUUGGCUUCUUCGGUGCCAUUGUUCAACUUCUCGGCCCGCACGACAUCACGCAUAAUGUCAUUCUUCAGCGGCCUCGUCACACCGGGCUCGUCGCAGUCGCGGCUGGUCGUCUCGAGUCGGGCCUGCCGAGGAACGUGUGCGCUGUCGUCGAGAAGAUGCUGGAUCGUGCCGUCGAGAACCGAGUAGAGUUGAAAACUAACAUGGUUAAAAAGGUGUCAUUCAAACCAUUUUUCAGAACAACUUUCAACUUGCAGUCACAACGACGCUGACACGAUACUGAGAUUCUACGUCCGGAACGUUUAGAUUCUCAUUUCACAACCAAACCCACACAACAUACUCAACAUGUACACCAACGCAAUCAUCGCCUUCGGCCUGGCCACCGUUGCCAGUGCCCACAUGAAGAUGGCCACUCCCGUUCCUUAUGGCGCAUCCAGCCUUAACAACAGCCCCCUGGAUGCUAGCGGCAGCGACUUCCCCUGCAAACAGCGAUCUGGAGUCUACGACGCCGAGGGUGCUUCCAACGUUUACGCUCAGGGAGCCGGCGGCUCGCUCUCAUUCAUCGGCUCCGCUGUUCAUGGCGGAGGCUCCUGCCAGGUUUCUAUCACUUACGAUGCUAAGCCCGACAAGAACAGCGUCUGGAAGGUCAUCAAGUCCAUUGAGGGAGGCUGCCCCGCCAAGAACGCCGCAGGCAACCUGGGUGACAAUGCCAACCAGGUCAACCAAGACAAGUACGACUUCACGGUCCCAGAUGACAUGCCUGCUGGCAACGGUACCAUCGCCUGGACUUGGUUCAACAAGAUCGGCAACCGCGAGAUGUACAUGAACUGCGGACCUGUCACCAUUACCGGCUCCGAGGGCUCCCAGGAAGCUUACAACGCUCUCCCCGAUAUGUUCGUUGCCAACAUCGGCAACUGCCAAACCGAGGAGACCACUGAUGUUCAGUUCCCUAACCCCGGUAACUCUGUUGACAAGUUCGGCGAGCCUUCGGCGCUCAAGGCUCCUCCCGCUGCGUGUGGCGGCGGUUCUGGUGGCGGUUCCGGCACCCCCAAGCCCAGCAACACUGCCGGCAACGGUGGCGCGCCCGCUCCCACCGCCCCUGCCUCUUCCAAGCCCUCCGCACCGAAGCCUACGGCCGGCGCUGGUCUUCCCGGCGGUGUUUUCAUCACCGUGCCUUCCAAGGGUGGCGCUUCCGCGACUCCUGCUCCCUCCCCUUCCGAGGCGCCUGUGGCCGCUCCCAGCGCUGCUCCCAGCGCUGCUCCUAGCGCUGCUCCUGCUGCCCCUUCUUCCGGUACUGGCAGCGGCUCCGGCUCCGGUUCUGGCAACGGUACUGAGACACCUUCAACUGGCGCUGGUGUUCAGACCGUCGGCUCCGCCUGCACUAACGAGGGCGCAUGGAACUGUGUCAGUGGCACCUCCUUCCAGCGCUGCGCCAGCGGCACCUGGUCUGCCGUCCAGCAGCUUGCCGGCGGUACCGCCUGCUCCGCCGGCAUGGGCUCCGAUCUCAGCAUGGUCGUGACCCGAAACGGUCGCACUCGUGCUCUGCGCCAGCGCUCCCUUCGCUUCCGUUUCGCCUAAGCUGGUUGAUGGCGAACAUUUUGAUGAACGGUUUAGCAUUUACGGGAUAUGAUACCUCAGGGAGGAAACUGGAUAAAGUCAUGACGACAUGUAAGGCUCGGCACAAACAUUUGCGGCGUUUGCUUUCUUUGAACAUUUACUACCAUUUUCUGUAUAUACACUUUUGCAUGCUUAAGGGGGCUUAGAUGCUUGUAUCAGCUACGAGAAAGAAGAGAGUGAUAUCAUGAAUAGCAUAAGA
Colletotrichum navitas is the source of this 1888-nucleotide messenger RNA. RefSeq lists its product as uncharacterized. The record is from RefSeq and is a predicted model, not a curated record. The transcript has a single exon. Bases 418 to 1650 code for a protein of 410 amino acids. Lineage: Eukaryota; Fungi; Ascomycota; Sordariomycetes; Glomerellales; Glomerellaceae.